Molecule: messenger RNA, 947 nt
Organism: Pleuronectes platessa (European plaice)
Lineage: Eukaryota; Metazoa; Chordata; Actinopteri; Pleuronectiformes; Pleuronectidae
Gene: fhit
Product: fragile histidine triad diadenosine triphosphatase
Exons: 1
Coding region: 10-468 (152 amino acids)
Biological process (GO): intrinsic apoptotic signaling pathway by p53 class mediator; negative regulation of proteasomal ubiquitin-dependent protein catabolic process; diadenosine triphosphate catabolic process
Cellular component (GO): nucleus; plasma membrane; cytoplasm
Molecular function (GO): ubiquitin protein ligase binding; bis(5'-adenosyl)-triphosphatase activity
Source: RefSeq, a predicted model, not a curated record
GCUGUCAACAUGUCCACUCUUCGCUUCGGGCAGCACCUCAUCAAGGCCUCGGCGGUCUUCCUGCAGACGGAGCUCAGCUUCGCUCUGGUCAACCGGAAGCCCGUGGUGCCGGGACACGUGCUCGUGUGCCCGCUCCGACCCGUGGAGCGGUUCCGGGACCUCCAACCCGAGGAGCUGGCGGAUCUAUUCAAAACCACCCAGCUGGUGGCGGACCUGGUGGAGAAGCACUUCAGCGCCACCUCGCUCACCAUCGCCAUCCAGGACGGUCCCGAGGCCGGGCAGACCGUGAAGCACGUCCACGUGCACGUGCUGCCCCGCAGGGAGGGCGACUUCCAGAGGAACGACAGCGUGUACGAGGAGCUGCAGAGACACGACCGGGAGAGUGAGGACGCUCCCUCCGGGUGGAGGUCCGAGGAGGAGAUGGGUGCGGAGGCUGCGGUCCUGAGGAGGCUCCUGCAGAGGACGUGAACUGACUUUGACCACAGGACCAGAGCUCCUCAUGUUAACGUGGAACAAUAUUCACUCACACCUUCAUUCGUUUGUGUUGCUGCAUGCGUGUGGUUAGAGAUAAACACACACUAAAGUCGUUUGUGUGUGUGUAGCAAGUAUCCUUAAUUAUCUGGCUUUUGAAGUUUUAUUCAAAGUUCAUAAUUCAUAAGUUCCUUUUUGCAGCAAAUAUCUGUUAUUGUCACGAGUAAAAAUCUAAAUGAAGUUUAUUUCCUUACAAAUAUUCUUUGUCGUCAGGGAUGUGAUUAAAAAAUCUAAAUAAACAAAAGAGGUUAUACUUUUUUCCCCAGCAAUAUUUCUUAUUGUCAACCACGUGAAACAAAAAACAAUCCAAAAUCUCCAUGGAUAUGUUUCUGUACAGUUGUUAUUACUGACUUGAUGAUUUCUCGUGUUUUCUAGUUGAGCCGUUUAAAAGCAAAUCUCUGAUAUUAAACUGAGAA